Molecule: messenger RNA, 1266 nt
Organism: Lactuca sativa (garden lettuce)
Lineage: Eukaryota; Viridiplantae; Streptophyta; Magnoliopsida; Asterales; Asteraceae
Source: RefSeq, a predicted model, not a curated record
AUGGGGGAUUUCAAUGAAGUUAGAGAUGACUCUGAGAGAUUCGGUUCGAAUUUCAACUCGUCCUCUGCGAGAGCCUUUAAUGAUUUUAUUAAUUCUCUUGACCUUGUGGAUAUUCCUUUGGGUGGCCCUCGAUUUACUUGGAACGAUAAAUGGGGUUCCAAAUUUAGCAAGCUUGAUAUAUUUUUGGUAACGGAGGGUUUUAUGGAUACGUUUCCUCAUCUUUCAGUUAUUGUCUUGGAAAAGAAUAUUCCUGAUCAUCGCCCUAUUCUUCUCCUGGAGCAUCGGGUUGACUAUGGCCUAACUCCUUUUCGUUUAUUUCACUCUUGGUUUGAUAUGGAGGGUUUUGAUAACAUUGUUCGGGAGACUUGGGCUACCUCGUUAGUAGGGACGGAGUUGACUAACCAUUGGAUUAUUUUUAAGAAAAAGCUCCAACUUCUUAAAUCUAGCCUUAGGGUGUGGAACUCCAAACACCGAGAUAUGGUGGUUAGUAAAAGGAAGAAUCUGCAAGAUUUAUUAGAUUCUAUUGAUACUACGCUCAUGGACGAUGAAGGCUCUGCCAAUUUAAGAGAGCAAAGAGUCUCUUUAACGAAGGAGCUGUCGGAUCUCGAUCACUUGGUUCAAGCUGACCUUGCUCAUAAAGCUAAAAUCCAGAGACAAACUGCUAUUCGUGGUUUGAUGAUUGACGGUGUGUGGGAGGAUUAUCCGGUUAAGGUUAAAAAGGGGUUUCACGAUUAUUUCCAAUCUCUGUUUCAGCAACAUUCUUCGUGGAGACCGGCGGUUUGGGACUAUGGCUCUAACAAAGCCCCUGGCCCCGAUGGGUUCACUUUCGGUUUUUUAAAGAGAUAUUGGGACCUUGUUGCUACCGAUGUUGAGGCCUUUGUUCAUCACUUUUACCAUCAUUCUGUUAUUCCCAAAGGAUGUAAUGCCACGUUCUUCUCUAUUAUCCCAAAAGUCAGAGAUCUGAAGACUCCUAAAGAUUUUAGACCCAUUAGUCUCAUUUGUUGCCAAUACAAAAUUAUUGGCAAACUUCUGACUAAUCGUCUGGUGGAGGUUAUUCAUAGUGUUGUUAGCCUUGAGCAAUCUGCUUUUAUCAAAGGCAGACAGAUUCUGGAUGGUCCUUUUCUUCUUAACGAAUUGGUUGCAUGGAGCAAGUCUUCCAAAAAUCCUUUGUUGCUCUUUAAGGUUGAUUACGAGAAGGCUUUUGAUUCCUUAUCUUGGGAUUACUUACUAGAAAUCAUGUCUAUUAUGGGAUUCAGAUCUAUGUAG